AUGCAGGGAUGGGCGAGCGACCGCGUGGGCAUUUUGCGGCAGGCGGUGGUCCUGCACUGUGCCCAGGCCGCUUCCUCGACGCAACCUCGCAACAAGGGAGGUGGGCAAUUCCGGGGCCUGCCAGGCAACGACCUCAGGGCGGUUAAGGACGUGCUGUCGGCGGAGCUAUCCAGAGCGUGCUCGCUGGACACGGACUGCGUGGCGUGGGUGUGGGGCGAGAAACGCGGCGAGGUUUUUUCGGACAUGUGUUUCCUGAAGGGCGGCCAUCCGCGCGGUCAGAUCACGCGGGUGCCCAAUCCGGACGUGGUGUCCGGCCAGCCCACGCAG
Messenger RNA from Prorocentrum cordatum, 327 nucleotides. NCBI's taxonomy places the organism in Eukaryota, Dinophyceae, Prorocentrales, Prorocentraceae. The record is from the annotation of a GenBank genome assembly.